Molecule: messenger RNA, 987 nt
Organism: Medioppia subpectinata
Lineage: Eukaryota; Metazoa; Arthropoda; Arachnida; Sarcoptiformes; Oppiidae
Source: the annotation of a GenBank genome assembly
AUGUCUCCGUUGUGUUGCGAAUCGUUUGCUCGACCUGUGAUUGCGAUGAGUAAUGAAGUGAUCGCUGGACUCAAUCUGACGCCCGAACAGCAAAGGAGCGGAGCGUUUGGCAAGAAUCCCAAAUGUGCCCGAUGUAGGAAUCACGGCAAGGAUGUCGCCCUCAAAGGCCACAAAAGGAAGUGCCCGCGUAAAGAGUGCAAUUGCAGCAAGUGCAUUUUGAUAGUGGAGAGACAGAAAAUAAUGGCCGCACAGAUAGCGCUCAGAAGACAACAACAACAGGAGGACGAAGUGAGACAAGAGAUGGAAGAGAGGCCAACAAACUCUUCGCAGACCAACGACUCGAACGCCAAUCAAACAAAUUCACAGCAAAAUAGUGCCAAAAGAAGUGCCGACGAAGACAUCACUACAAUAGACACCGAUUCCGACGAUGAAAUUGAUAUCAAAUCUGAACCGUUAGACGAUUCUUAUGAUGAAAAUUCUGAUUCGGAAUCGGAUGAAGAGAUGACCGAUAAAGUGAAGAAAUUGAUUGACUCAAUGAAAAGUCGAGGAAUUGAUUCAAAUUCAUCCACAUUUUACUUAUUGUAUACAAUUCUUGACUGCAAUAAUAAAAGUGUCAAACAGUCGACCGAAAGAAUAUUUGAAUGUAAGUUUUGGACCACCAUUUCUAAAGUGAAUCAAGAUUUGUUGGUAUCUGUCAGUGGAUCCAAACCUAAGAGCAAUAAAACAAAAAGAAAAAGGCAUUCGGAAGAGCCAUCAAUUCAUUCAAACCAAUCCAUAAAGAUUUCCAAAUCACCAGAAAUCCCAUGUAUCGACCACUCAAACCACUCAAACCAAUCAAACCAAUCAUUUAGCGAAUCCAUCAGUAAUACAUUCAAAUUAUUCGACGGCAAUUAUGACACCAGUGAUGCCAUCCGUCACCACUGGUUCUCUUAUACUGAGUUCAUCGCCGAUUACAACUGGCAUAUCAUCCAUACCGAUGAACAAUAG